UACCGGAGUAACAAAAUAUGAGCAUAGACAGGCAGUGCAGAGAGCGGCAGCACAGCGGCCAAUGAUGGCAACUCGCCCCUUCUCAGCCCCCUGCAACCUGCCAACAACCACUUACAAUCACCUCGCUGCAAUGAAUGCACUGUAGGUGAGCUCAGUAUUAAAGCAAGGGGGUGGGGGGGCAGGGAUAGGGGAAUCAGAGGGACUCUCGACAUGACAGGCGCCAAUGGCCAUAGCGUCGGUGGUAAAAUUGGCAAGCCAAGCAGAUCUAAAGCUGCAAAGGCUGCAGGUGGUGUACAGCCGGCAACAGCACCCAGCAAUAAUGUCGCCAAAUGUCCCGGCGAGGAAGACGAAAAAGAUGGAGGGGUGCUUUUCUAUGUGAAUAAAAGUGGCUUCCCGAUUGAUGAACGAACUUGGCAAAGAAUGUGGACGCAUGUGGCUAAAAUACACCCUAGCGGGAAGGAGAUGGCGGAGAGUAUACGGAAAGCUGCAUUUAUACCCCGUCCUCCAGUGCCGUUACUGCCAAAGUACAAGCAGUCCACGUCAGUGCCAGAGUGGCUGCGCACAGUACAAUGUUACAUGAAGCUUCUGCAAUACAAUCACACUGGAACUCAGUUCUUUGAAAUUAAGAAAAUCAGACCUUUGAGUUGGUUGAUGGACACAGCGAGAGAAAUGACUCGUGAAUCAUUGCCAAUUAAAUGCCUUGAAGCUGUGAUUCUUGGAAUAUACCUUACUAAUGGACUGGGAAUCGUGGAACGUUUUCCAAUCAGCUUUAAAACCCAAUUCUCAGGGAAUUACUUUCACCACGUGGUGCUUGGUGUCUAUCAUAACGGACGUUAUGGCACAUUGGGUAUGAGCAGGAGGGAGGACCUGAUGGACAAGCCCUUGGUUUUUCGAACACUCAGUGACCUGAUUUUUGAAUUUGAAGAGUCCUACCGGAAGUAUCUACACACUGUGAAGAAGGUGAAGAUCGGCUUGUUUGUCCCACAUGACCCGCACAGUUUCCAGCAGAUUGAGUGGAAGCAUUUGGUUCUAAGCACAGGCAAGAUGAGCAGAGAGGAAGUGAGGAAAGAGAUGGAGAAGCACGCUCGAGAUAUGAGAAUGAAGAUGAUAAAAAUCUCAGGUUCCCAGUCUCCGGUUAAGGAACGACAGCGGGGGAAAUCUCUGUCACCUCGUCGCCGCCAAAUAAGCCCUCAGAGACGACUUAACCGAAGGGAUAAAUCGCCUGCCAUAACAGAUUGGAAGCCAGCAGAACUCAACACACUGAAUGAUGUUGGAUAUCAAAUCCGCAUCUAAAGAAGCCAUGGAGUGAAAGCUGUUACAUUUUACUAUCUUCAAUGGUGCUCUUCCAUGCAUUUUUGUUUCCAGUCCUUGUUUUAAUGGAUGAAUACUACUUCUGAUGAUUGGCGUACUCUUUUCUUUGGACAGUGUUGAAACCCGAAAGGUCAAACAAAUGGUGCACUAAUCUAUGUAUCUUGUGUAUUUUGUUAAAAAAAACCAACACAAUAUGAAUCUGUUCCCCAGUUGCAGCAGUGUGAUUAAUGUUCAUGUUACUGCUAUGUGGCUGUUGAAGGGCAUUAUUGUGUGAAUCCCACAGCUGAAACUUGACUGGAAGUCAGACAGUGGUGCUUCCUCAAUGCUAAGUAGUGGCUGAUAUUUGGGGGUCUGUAAAUAGAUAGUAACUUCAAGUGAAAUAAAGCAAUAGAGAGCUGCUAUGGGGAAAAAAAGGUUUACUUUCCAGUACCAGUAAUAGCCAAUGAAAAUGAAUAACCAAGCAAUGGAGCCAAUGCUCAUGAUAAUUUUAAGUGUUUUGAGAAGAAUAUGUUUUAAUAUAACGAUGAAUGGAAAAACCUCCCCAAUAUUUUGGGGCAUUUUCAGUGGGUAAAUAUAGCAUUUCUAACCAGCAACGUUUUUGACCUCUGGUCUUUAGUAGGUUUCCUGAUCUCGGCGAGGCACAAUUGUCCUCCCUCACCUUGGGUUAUAGAGGUUAAUAAUGAACAGUCAUGUUUACCUUCAUCAUUUAAUCAAUUGGAAGUUGGAAAAAAUGCAGCCCUGGGUAGAUAACGCUUAGCUAUGAUGUACUGGAGUUGAGCCUUUAUCUAACAAUGUCCUUAUCUAGGGUGGCCACGGUGGCACAGUGGUAGAGCUGCUGCCUUACAGCGCUUGCAGCGCCGGAGACCUGGGUUUGAUCCUGACUGCCGGU
Amblyraja radiata (thorny skate) is the source of this 2200-nucleotide messenger RNA. It is a transcript of the gene vash2, whose product is annotated as vasohibin 2. NCBI's taxonomy places the organism in Eukaryota, Metazoa, Chordata, Chondrichthyes, Rajiformes, Rajidae. The transcript has 7 exons. The record is from RefSeq and is a predicted model, not a curated record. Gene Ontology annotation, cellular component: cytoplasm. The coding region runs from base 211 to 1293 and encodes 360 amino acids. Gene Ontology annotation, biological process: regulation of angiogenesis.